AUGCUUGGUCUCAGCAUGGAGAAGGCAGAGGCAUCGCAUGUCUACACUUACAGCAACGGUUUCCAAGGAUUUGCAGCAAAGCUGAACAAACAACAAGCCAUGAAAUUAGCCAAUAUGCCUGGUGUCAUCUCAGUGUUCCCAAACACAAAGAGGAGCCUCCACACCACUCAUUCAUGGGAUUUCAUGGGCUUGUCCGUCGAUGCAGCGGCUGAGCUACCUGAAUUGUCAAGCAAGAACCAGGAGAAUGUCAUUAUUGGAUUUAUUGACACAGGAAUAUGGCCAGAAUCUCCUAGUUUCAGAGAUCAUGGAAUGCCUCCGGUUCCUACAAGAUGGAGAGGGCAAUGCCAGCGGGGAGAGGCAAACUCACCAUCAAAUUUCACCUGUAACAGGAAGAUAAUAGGAGGUAGGUAUUAUCUCAGAGGAUACCAAACAGAAGAGAGCGGCCAGAGUAGAAGUGCCAUCAAGUUCAUAUCUCCAAGAGAUAGCUCAGGGCACGGCAGCCACACUGCCUCAAUAGCGGCAGGAAGGUUUGUGAGAAACAUGAACUACAGAGGUUUGGGUACAGGAGGAGGCCGGGGAGGAGCACCCAUGGCAAGGAUUGCUGCCUACAAGACCUGCUGGGACUCGGGAUGCUAUGAUGCUGAUAUUCUUGCGGCGUUUGAUGAUGCCAUUGCUGAUGGCGUCGACAUUAUCUCAGUGUCUCUAGGGCCAGACUAUCCUCAGGGUGGUUACUUCACCGAUGCCAUAUCCAUCGGCUCGUUCCAUGCAACCAGCAAUGGAAUACUGGUUGUUUCUUCUGCAGGGAAUGCUGGGAGAAAGGGCUCAGCAACUAAUCUUGCACCAUGGAUACUGACAGUUGCUGCAGGAACAACGGAUAGAUCAUUUCCUUCCUAUAUCAGGCUGGCAAACGGUACCUUGAUAAUGGGUGAGAGCUUGAGCACAUACCACAUGCACACCUCAGUUAGGACUAUUUCAGCUUCCGAAGCCAAUGCAAGCUCUUUCACUCCCUACCAAUCCAGCUUCUGCCUGGACAGCUCUUUAAAUAGGACAAAAGCAAGGGGAAAGAUUCUCAUUUGCCACCGUGCUAAAGGCUCAUCGGACUCUCGUGUAUCAAAGAGUAUGGUAGUGAAGGAAGCUGGUGCCCUUGGAAUGAUUCUCAUUGACGAGAUGGAGGAUCAUGUUGCUAAUCACUUUGCUCUUCCUGCUACUGUUGUUGGGAAAGCAACGGGUGACAAAAUUCUUUCCUAUAUCAGUAGUACAAGGUGUGGCAGUACGAUGAUCUUACCAGCGAAGACGAUUUUAGGUUCUAGAGAUGCUCCCCGGGUGGCGGCCUUCUCUUCAAGAGGCCCAAAUUCAUUGACACCGGAGAUUCUGAAGCCAGAUAUUGCUGCUCCCGGGUUGAACAUAUUGGCGGCAUGGUCUCCUGCUAAGGAGGACAAGCACUUCAACAUCCUUUCUGGAACUUCCAUGGCGUGCCCCCAUGUUACAGGAAUAGCUGCUCUUGUCAAAGGUGCAUAUCCAUCAUGGUCUCCUUCUGCAAUCAAAUCAGCAAUCAUGACAACAGCAACUGUAUUGGGCAAUAAACGCAACGCCAUAGCCACAGACCCUAAUGGAAGAACUGCAACCCCUUUCGAUUUCGGAUCAGGUUUUGCGGAUCCCAUCAAAGCUCUUAAUCCAGGGAUCAUCUUUGACGCACAUCCUGAAGAUUACAAGUCAUUCCUAUGUUCUAUAGGCUAUGAUGACCACUCCUUACAUCUAAUAACACAAGAUAACAGCAGCUGCACUGACAGAGCUCCAUCAUCAGCUGCUGCUCUAAAUUACCCAUCAAUUACCAUACCAAACCUGAAGAAGAGCUACUCAGUCACUCGAACUAUGACGAAUGUAGGAUUCCGAGGAAGUGCUUACCAUGCUUUCGUGUCUGCUCCACUGGGUAUCAAUGUCACGGUGACUCCAAAAGUUCUAGUCUUCGAGAAUUACGGUGCGAAGAAGACUUUCACGGUUAACUUCCAUGUGGAUGUGCCUCAACGGGAUCAUGUAUUUGGUUCCUUGUUGUGGCAUGGAAAGGAUGCUCGACUGAUGAUGCCAUUAGUAGUAAAAGUUGAUACUGCAGCAAAGGCUUGAUCUGAUUACCUAGCACCUGCACAGAUACUUGAUGUACGACUAGCAUAGCUUACAGAUUAGUUGAGCGAUUUACAACUAGUACUCGAAGGAAGAGUUAACCACAUCUCUUAGUUUGACCAUGGCUAGCUGAAAUCUAAUGAAACCUCUUCUUCAACAAGAUUAUUUUCUGAUUAGUGUCGAUUUGAGCAAUGUAAAUGUUGAGGAUGCAGAAGCUGAUGUUGUAGAGUGCGAGUACCGUAUGAGGUACCUUUUCCUUUUGAGUUCAUCUACAUUUUUACAUGAACAAAUGGACAUAGUACAGAACAAACUUAUGAUGAAUCGCUAUGCAGUAUAAAAAAGGUUAAAAGUGUACACAAGGUCUCCCAAAUUCCAGUCACUGUUGACAAGCACUAUUUCAACUUUGACCACUAAUGAUUUUUAAAUGGUUAGAAUACGAUGAACGAGAGCUCGAUGCUUAUAUUUAGGACACAAGUCACACAACACACUUUAAUAAUACGACAUCCUUUAUGUAUUCAUUUUUUUUUUCAGAAAAUAUACGGGUGGCCAAAAUUUAAACAUGAAUAGAUUACUUUCUGAA
Molecule: messenger RNA, 2698 nt
Organism: Oryza sativa Japonica Group (Japanese rice)
Lineage: Eukaryota; Viridiplantae; Streptophyta; Magnoliopsida; Poales; Poaceae
Product: subtilisin-like serine-protease S
Biological process (GO): proteolysis
Molecular function (GO): serine-type endopeptidase activity
Source: RefSeq, a predicted model, not a curated record